This is a messenger RNA of Rhagoletis zephyria (snowberry fruit fly), 2730 nucleotides long. The record is from RefSeq and is a predicted model, not a curated record. NCBI's taxonomy places the organism in Eukaryota, Metazoa, Arthropoda, Insecta, Diptera, Tephritidae.
AUGCACAAUCUAACGCUCUUCCACGAUAUGAGACUGGGCAUGAGGGCAAAGGUGGCUGCCAGCAGCCUACUCUACCAAAAGCUGCUCAAAUUAAGUCAGUCCUCAAUGGCCAGCACCUCCUCCGCUCAGCUGAUCAACUUUCUUUCCACCGACCUUGGCCGCCUGGAUGACUUCUGCUGCAUUGCGCCUCAUCUGGUGAUCGCUCCGCUGCAAACCAUCGCCAUACUGACCAUUCUCUGGUCGUACCUCGGAACGGCUGCAACGCUGGUCGGUUUCAGCCUGCUUUUAGCCUUGAUUCCGCUGCAGUCAUUCACUGGGAAACUUUCCGGGCAGUUUAGAGCGAAAACAGCCACUCAAACUGACACUCGGCUGAAGCUGACCACUGAAAUUAUUGCCUCAAUGCGCAGUGUAAAGGCAUUCAAUUGGGAAGGGCCGCUAGGAAAGCGCAUCUUUGACGCAAGAUCAAAUGAAAUCAAGGCUCUAUCAAAUGGGACUUUUCUAAAGGCUAUCAACAUUUCCAUCUUCUUCACCGCUUACCGAGUGGUCUGUUUUGCCUGUUUGGUGGUGUAUGUUUUACACGGAGAACAGUCCACCCUGUUGACACCAGAAGUGAUCUUUGUGUCACUGGCUCUCUUGAAUCGUCUUCGUCUGACGACCACCAAUUGUUUACCAUCGGCCAUUGCCAUGACCGCCGAGUUGUUGGUCACUUGUAGGCGAAUUCAGGCCUUUUUACUGCUUGAUGAAGUCGAAAAGGAGAAAGCCACUGAAAAUCAACUUGCUCAAAGUGAAAAGUUUAAAGUUAAAGCUGAGCACGUCACUGCAAAAUGGAGUCAAACUAAAUCAACAGUUCUAAACAAUGUUUCUUUUUCUUUAAAAAGGGGUGAGCUGCUAGCAGUGAUUGGGCCGGUUGGCUCUGGAAAGUCGUCUCUUCUUUUUGGUCUUCUUGGAGAGCUCCCGUUGAUAAGCGGGAGUUUGAAAAUGGCCAAAAAUACAUUGUCCUAUGCCAGUCAAGAGGCGUUCAUUGUUUUUGAUUCAGUGCGCAAUAAUAUCCUUUUUGGAGAAACAUAUCAGGCGGAACGCUAUCAAACAGUCAUUAUGGCGUGCGCUUUGCAGCGAGACAUUGAAGAGUUACCGGAGGGCGAUCAAACAAUGGUUGGCAUUGGGGAAAACCAAAGUAGUAAGGGAACAGUAGUCCAACUCUCGGGUGGUCAACGGGCUCGUGUGGCCCUUGCUAGGGCUGUUUACCGACAAGCAGAUGUUUACCUGCUCGAUGAUUCUCUGUCGGCAGUAGAUGCGCCUGUGGCACAACACAUUUUUCAAAAAUGCAUUUUAGAGUUACUCAACGGAAAAACCACUAUUUUGGUGACGCAUCAACUACAGUUUCUUGAGCAAACAAACAAAAUUCUAUUUUUAGAUGACAAAAAUCCAGAUAUACCAGCGUUUGUGGGCAGCUACAAUGAACUUCAAAGAAGUGGCAAACUUAAAGAUGUACUACAAACCAUAGGAAAAAAUAGCAACAAUAAAACAGAAAAAGAAACAUCAAAGAGAAGUCCUAUCUACUCGCAUCUGUCCACUACGCUAAAUGGUUUGACCAGUAUUCGUGCUUUUAGAAAAGAAAACCGGUGGUCAGAGCAAUUCACCUCGUAUCUAAAUGAUCACAGCGCUCUCUGGUUCUUCUACUUGGCCAGCAGCCGAGCAAUGGCCCUUUUUGUUGACUGGGCUGUGAUUCUUUACGUUGUUGCAAUAACCACUACUGUAAUGACUAGCGAAGUUAUAACUGGAAGUGAAGCCGGCCUGGCCAUCACCUCUGGUCUGACGUUGACGGGCAUGAUUCAGUGGCUGAUUAAGAACUUUGCCGACCUUGAAGGGCAAAUGAACUCAGUGGAACGGGUUGUUGUGUAUCAAGUUUUAGAGCAAGAGCAGGAAAAAUCUUCAAUUCAAAAAAUAGUUCUUGAAAAAGAAUGGCCAUCAGAAGGCAGCAUCAAGGUGGAAAACUUAAAACUGUUUUACAACAACAAUCCUGUUCUAAGGAACAUCAACUUUAGUAUUUACGGCGGCGAAAAAGUGGGCAUCGUUGGACGAACUUCUGCGGGUAAAAGUUCUCUAGUCGGGGCACUUCUUCAGUUGUACACACCUGAAAAGGGAAGUGUCAUCUCUAUUGAUGGCGUAGAUACAACCAAAAUAGACUUAAAUUUACUUCGAAAGAGCAUCUCUAUCAUUGACCAGCGUCCAGUGCUCUUCAGCGGCAGUGUCCGCUUUAACCUUGACCCGUUUGGCGUUCAUUCAGAAGACCGCAUUUGGGCGGCUCUUAAAAGCGUGGAAUUAGCAAAAAAGAUACAAUCUUUCAAUUUUAAAGAAAAACUAGAUCAAGAAGUCAGUUUAACUUUUUUUAGUGCCGGAGAGCUGCAACUGCUACAACUAGCCCGGGCAAUUCUUGAACAAAAUAAGAUUUUGCUGCUUGACGAGGCCACUUCCAACGUUGACAUGCAAACCGAUGCUCUAGUACAGAAAACAAUUAGAAAGCAUUUUUUCAACUGUACAGUGCUCACAGUGGCCCAUCGACUCAGUACAAUUAUUGACUGUGAUAGAGUAAUGGUUUUGGAAGCAGGACAAAUUGUAGAGUUUGAUGCACCGUCAACCUUGUUAAAAAGAGGGGGACUUUUUGCCAAAAUGUGCCAAAAAACAGGAGAAAACAUGUACGAACAUUUGCGUAAACAAGCAGAAAUUUGA